Messenger RNA from Patiria miniata (bat star), 7014 nucleotides. RefSeq names its product serine/threonine-protein phosphatase 6 regulatory ankyrin repeat subunit A-like (gene ankrd28). Gene Ontology annotation, molecular function: protein binding; transcription cis-regulatory region binding. The transcript is spliced from 27 exons. Bases 112 to 3396 code for a protein of 1094 amino acids. Gene Ontology annotation, cellular component: ciliary inversin compartment; nucleus. Lineage: Eukaryota; Metazoa; Echinodermata; Asteroidea; Valvatida; Asterinidae. The record is from RefSeq and is a predicted model, not a curated record. Gene Ontology annotation, biological process: positive regulation of transcription by RNA polymerase II; protein localization to ciliary inversin compartment.
AUCUGAUUCCCUGAAUCUGCCAGUUUGUACAUUCAAGUGUUUCCAAGUUGCAAGUUUGGAUCGAGAGCGUCAUCAUCAACUUCUUAUACAUUUGUGAAUUCUCAAAUCAUCAUGACGACUACAGUGGAGCUGGCUAGUUUGACCAUAGAGAAAGGUUUGACACUGGACAGACCGACUAUCUCUAUUGCCGAUCCCACUGUGGUGUUUUCCGAUCUUCUGUUCAACGCUGAUCUAGCGCGAGGACGUUGCCCACCACUGGUUCAGGCUGUGUUCUAUGGUGAUGCUGACGAGGUUAGAGGCCUUGUGUAUAUGAAUGAAGAUGUCAACAGCACGGACAUGGAGCGGCGUACGCCCAUUCAUGCCGCAGCCUUCCGUGGUGAAGCAGAGAUCGUGGAUUUUCUCGCCCAGAGUGGUGCCCGAGUCAACACCAAGGAUAGCAGAUGGCUGACACCGUUACAUAGAGCUGUGGCCUCCAAAAGCCUGAGCACAGUCAAGAUGCUUUUGAAGCACAGCGCCGACGUCAACGCACGAGACAAGAACUGGCAGACACCGCUGCACGUAGCCGCAGCCAAUAAUGCCAUUGAGAUCGCAGACACGCUCAUGAUGCAUCUUAGCACUGUCAAUGUGACCGACAGGGCUGGACGGACGAGCUUGCACCACGCAGCAUUCAAUGGGCAUGUCAAUAUGGUGAAACUCCUAGCAUCCAAAGGAGGAACCAUUAACGCGCAGGACAAGAAGGAACGGCGCCCUCUACACUACGCUUCUUACAUGGGGCACGUAGAUGUGGUCAAGGCCCUCCUGGAGAAUGACGCUGAUAUCGGCUGCAGGGAUCGGACCCACUUCACCCCUAUCCAUGCGGCCUCUGCCAGCGGGCAAGUCAGCGUAGUUAGAGUUCUGCUGGACUUUGGAGCAAAGACAAUGACACGAUCUCCAAUGAGCAACAAAAAACAGAGUGCGGACGUGGUGAAUGCGAAUGGCAACACACCCAUCCAUAUUGCCUGCCUGAAUGGCAAUGAUCUGGUGCUGAGGGAGCUGAUCCAGCAUGGUGCCGACAUCAACGUGCUCAACCACAAGGGACAGUCUCCUCUCCAUCUGGCUGCUGUGUCGCCCCAUGGAGGCACGUGUCUGGAGAUCCUACUGAGCGAGGGGGCGGACGUCAACAUCCGCUGCAAGGAAGGCUGCAUGCCCCUGCACAUGAUAGCGCUGCAGGGGCGAUACACACGGGCAGAGAGCUUGAUUGAACACAUAACAGAAGUUUUAAUAGAGCAUGGUGCGUCGGUGGAUUGUGCCGAUAAGAACGGAAACACGCCGCUGCACCUUGCUGCACAGAAUGGCCACCAGGAACUCCUAGUGACCCUGCUCAUGCAUGGAGCUAACCCUACCAGGCGUGGCAUCCACGGAAUGCUUCCUCUACAUCUUGCAGCUCUGAGUGGCUACACCAUGUGCUGCAAGAAGCUACUGGAAGCAGCAGAGUGUGACAUUAACGCCUUGGAUGACAACCAUCGUACCUGUGUCCACUGUGCAGCAUGCUCAGGCAAUGUAGAUUGUUUAGACCUGCUGAUUCGAAGUGGUGCCGAUUUCAGCCUAGCGGAUAAGGACGGUCGGACGCCGUUACACUACGCGUCGGGCAACGCCAAUCAUCAGUGCACGCUGUCCUUGGUGGCCAUGAAAGCCAACGUGAAUGGGUUAGACACCAGAGACUGCUCACCGUUGCAUUAUGCCGCAGCUGCAGAUAUGGAGGCAGAUUGUGUGGAGCAUCUUCUGCAUAACAACGCUAAUCCUCGUCUGCGGGACGUCAACGGAUACAACACGCUGCACUAUGCUGCAGCCAAUGGACAUAGCCUAGCUGCUGAGAAGUUGCAGGCAGUAGCAGCUAGUGAUCUACUCAACACCGGUGGCUCUGCUCCGCUCACCACACCUCUUCAUCUAGCGGCCUACAAUGGUCAUGUGGACGUUCUCCACGUCCUGAUGCGAUCCAUCGUCAACCUGGACAUUCAAGACGCCAACGGCCGGACAGCGCUGGACCUGGCAGCGUUCAAGGGCCAUCUAGACUGCGUGGAGGCACUGGUGAUGCAAGGAGCUACAAUACUGGUCAAUGACUCGGUGUCCAAGCGAACGCCAUUGCAUGCCGCAGCAUACAAUGGCCAUGCUGAGUGCCUGAGAAUCCUGCUAGAAAACGCAGACCAAGAGGGGGCAGUAGACUGCCUGGACAACCAAUCACGGACUCCACUGAUGGUUGCCGUGAGCAACGGUCAUACCGACGCUACACUGUUGCUUUUACAGCAUGGGGCUAGUCUGAGUGCCAGAGAUAUUCAUCAUAGGACUGCACUGCAUCGUGGAGCAGCUAACGGACACGAGGAAUGUGUCGAUGCGCUGCUGCAGAGCCAAGCCAACACGUCCUGUGCCGAUAUCAAAGGUCGUACACCGCUGCACAUGGCAGCUGCGUGCGGUCACGUUGGUAUUCUGGGGGCGCUGUUGCAGGCGGGAUGCACCAAUCACUUGGACGGCAAUGGCUACACGCCCAUACACUGGGCUUGCUACAAUGGGCAUGAGAAUUGUGUAGAGUUACUCCUGGAGCAAGAUCCUAAAAUGUUCUUCAAGGGGAACUCCUUCACUCCAUUGCAUUGUGCGGUUUUAAAUGAUAACGAGUCCUGUGCAGAGCUGCUGAUUGAGUCACUAGGAGACGAGAUCGUAAAUAUUCAAGACCGGAAAGGAAGGACACCUCUCCACGCCAGCGCCCUGAAUGACCAGGUAGAAUGCCUUCAGCUCAUGAUGAAACAUGGCGGCCAGCCCAACAUAGCUGACCAGCUGGGCAAAACCUGCCUCAUGGUGGCAGCAGAGAGUGGAUCAGCAGGUACCAUCGAGCUCUUCUGCUCCCCAUCAGACCAAAUAGAUGGUCCCACCGAGUUGAUAGUGAGUAGCGCUUGUGCCGACCUCAACGCCUGUGACAGUCGCAAGAACAGUGGACUACACCUAGCCUGUCUCCAGAAACACGAAGGCUGUGCAUUGAUGAUACUGGAGAAACUGGAAGAAAGUACCAUCAUCAACUUGGCCAAUGAUGACGGCUUGACGCCUCUGCACAUAGCUGCCAGUAACGGUCUUGUGUCAGUAGUACAAGAAUUAAUCUCCAAAGGAGCUAGUCUAUUAGCAUUGGAUAACAAAGGUUACACCCCAGCCCUCAGCUGUGCCCCAACCGACAAGAUAGCGGACUGCUUAGCCAUCAUCCUGGCCCACAUGUUACCCUUCUCCCCGGCAAGCACCGCCACCAACUCCCGUAUUGCCUUGGCCAUGAGCGGCGAGCUAGGCCGGCUCCGUAACGCCAGCUUGGAGUUUACUGACGGCAACCGCAGUAGAGGAGAGAGCAACGCCGAUACCUCAGACUCGGAAACUUACUGAAAACAAAACAGUCCAAAACCGCAUGGGUAUACAGUGGCAGGUCCAGGAUUCUCCAAAGGGGGUGGCUGGAAUGUCGAAGUUAUCAGAUUUUUCAGGGUUGAUGAGACGGUCAGUACAUAAAAAGAUCAAUGGCCUAAAGCAAUGAAUCAAGAUUUACAAUAUUUAUAUAAUAUUGGAUGGCUUUGAGAGGGAUACAAGAAUAUAUUGCACAAGCUAUAGCAAUAUUGCACGACUCAAAAGACCAGGUUAUAGCAAGUGCAAUAUGUUAUUAUAUCCCUAAAAGCUAUCCAAUAUUAUUAUUUAUAUCAGACUGACUUGAUCCAAAAGAAAAACAAAUCAGGAAACCGUGUUUAUUUCUCAAAUGUCGUUCGAAUAUUCUUCGUUUACCGACACAAUAGUGUGCCUAUAAGUAACCUGCUACGCGCUGCGUCCGCUUUCGAUGGUACUGCGCGCUACGCUCUGAUGACUGGUUGACACCUGUGAGUUGCUACGCUCUUGAUUGUGUGGGAACCAGCAAAAUUUGUGAAACUGCCCGGAUGAAAACAAUAUCAAAAAUCAUAUUGCAGUCAUCCGGGUACUUCUUCCGAUAACCGUACAAUAUGCUGAUUUACUUUUGUACGUGGAAGCCUGCUAUAAGUUAUAAUGAGUGAUAUCAUUAUUCAGGGAACUUUAAGGAAAUUGUGGACUUUAUAAUUAGCUUUGGCCAGUCAGAGGGUGAGUGGUUAGCCACCCCAACCACCCCCUUGGAUCCGCCCCUUGGUAUAUCAAGCCACAAGCUUAAAACAUCGGAUCGAAGAAAACAAAGGGCAUUUGUUUAAUGGCACCAAACUUGGCGCACAUAAUUGUUUUUUUUUUUUCCGUAGCACCUAACCUGAUGUAUAUUACAUUUACCCAAAAUUUGUAGACAUUAAAAAGUACCUCAGCGUUUUGAUCUAGAUGAACUUUUUGAUGAAAUCUGAGCAUUAUUUUCUGGUGCUAGCUCUCAUUUGUCUGAACGUAUUAUAUUGUGAUUGGGAAGACGAUUUAGUGAAAAGCGUUCAUUUUUUAAUACGAUCUGUCUGGUUGUUAUAGUUACUGUUGGCAGCUUCUGUUGCCAUGCAAGUGUCAUGGUCAGUGACAGCAAAACAUUGCCCAUUAAUAACAUUAUAGUUAUAUUACAACAAAAUUCAAUUUCAAACAUGUGGGAAUGGGCACACUAUAAGAAACCUAUAAGAAAAUCCUAAAUACUUAUAUAAGUGUACAGUUAGAAACGAUCCACAACUACAUGUAUAACAACAUGCAUUACUUACACCAUAAAUUAAAUUUCUGCAUGAAAUAAAAAUAUGUGUAAACAUUCAUCACAAUACAGUCAAAACGAUAUCAAUGAACAGCUUUCUUCGUGUUGAAGAACCACUUACAUAGUGUACAACUAACUAAAUUUCAUCAAUUUCUGUGGCAUGUGCUCAUAAGUGACGGGGCCGUUAAAUGAAUAGCAACACACUGAAACAUUUGUUAAUAACUAUACAAGUCUCAGAAUUGUAUGCAUAUUACGGAACACUCUUUUCUUGCACAGUGUGCGUUCAGUUUUAAAGAACGCCUGACUAAAUCCCCGUCAUCUGAUAGGUAUCUGAUAAUUAUUCGUCCCAGCCACGGCCCAGCCGCUUCGCAAAAAUAGAAUUUCUAAUCCAUGGUAAAUGGAAGUUCCAUUGCACGGUCACACGUUUGGUGGCUCUAACCAAUCGGAUGACAAGGAUUUUUUCAGGUGUUGUAUAAAACAUAAAAUGAAUGUGUCACAUGCGUGCAAUGGAAAGAAUAAUUUCAUUCAGUGACAGAUGGAAUGUUCCAUUCCACUCGGCUUCACUUCGUAGAAUGGAACAUUCCAUCUGUCACCUCAUGAAAUUAUUCUUACCAUUGCACUCAUAAAACUUUCAUUAUUCGUGUAUUAUUCAUUCUAUGUUACUUAUUGUACAGCCUUGUGAGUCGAUUGCAUUUCAAGUGACCAGUGACUGAAUGUAAACAUAUAAGCAAGUACAGCACCUAUUCACUGGAUUUAAUUAUGUGCACAAGAUGGAACUUGCACUGUUAACUGCAUUCUUUCAAUUUGCUAAUGAAUACUAGUGUAUUAUUCCAAAAAUAUAAUAUGAAAAAAAAAUUGUACAAUAUCAGUUAUUUUCUUAUGGCAGGACCAAAGGUUUGAAAUGACAUGUAUAUCUGUCUUCUUUUGUUAUAGUCAAUAAUUUGGAUUGUAGAAUUAAUAUUUUUAGGGAUUAACAAAUGUAAUGGUUAAUAACUGUUAGACUUUAACAUGUCUUUCAAGCAACACAGUAAGUUGCAGGUGUCAUUGUCAAAUCACAUUUUAUUUACUGACCGUUUUUUUUCAGCAAAAGUUGUCAAUAUUUCAGCCAAAUGUUGUAGUGUUACUUACUGCUUGUGUAUUUCGCUUAGCAUACAUGUUAAAACUGGAAAAAUUCUAAAGUGAAGUUAGAAAAUUAAAUUUCACUUGCAGGGCAAUAUUUACCUCACCCUUGUUCACGUGUCCUGUGUAUCUGAUCAUGUAUGGUAUUAUUUUGAAAAAAAAAUACACAAAAAUAGAAUGAACUUUAAUUUUGUGCCAUAUACUAUCCCAGCAGAGAAAUGUUGCCCUUGAUAUACACUUACCUCCAAUUGUUUACGUUUACUUAUUAAAAAUUAAGAUUGUAUUCUGCUUUUGUGUAAUCCACUGUUCCUGAAAUGGGCAUCUAUUAUUUACAUUUGCCAAUUUGUUUUUUAUUUACUAAUAUGGUACAGGCUACACUGAGUUUACUACUAAUUAUCUUGCAAAGCGAGAAUUGAAACAAAUGUUGUGAAGAGAAGUUUGGAGAGACACUGGAAAUAGGUUUUUAGCAACCCCUUUAUAAUGGUGUGUGGUGCAGCAUCAGACUUUAGAAUAGACCGAAUGUGUAGUAGCCAUUUUAGAGGGCAUUUUGUUUUGUAAUUCAGUAACAAUGCAUGUACAAACGGUUCAUGCAUGCAUAGCCCAGCAAAACAACGACAUUGCUUUCUAAGAUGGCUGCUACGAAUAAGGUCUGUCCUCGUGUAUGUGUAUUUUGUUGAUGGCGGUUGGAGAAAUUGUCAAAAUACAAGCCAUGUGUACAGCAGCUAUACGGCAAAACUGAUGCAGUAUAUACAUGUAGCUCGGAUAUACUUGUUUUUAAAUUUAGAAAUGAUAUGGGGUGUACAGAACGGUGAUCUGAGGGAUUCAACCUGCCUGGCAAAGGAAAUUAGGUUGUGAUUUCAAGCAUUGUAUAUUUUUAUCUCACAAAAUUUGGCCGUUUUGUUUUGCAUUUACACUUCCCUUUUGUUAUUAAGUAACAAAAUAACUACAAUUUGUAAGUCGGAAAAAAAAUUUCCUGAUGAGAAAAAAACGGCUUUCUCUUUAUUUGUAACAAUCUCCCCCCCCCCCCCCCUUAAAAAAGACUAAAAACCUGGGACGGGGUUAUGGUGAACUGCCCUUGUUGUGUUUUGUGUUUCAGAAAAUGGUGCUUUUCUUGGUCCGCCAUGGUCAGAUUUAACUUGAAUAAAAUGUAAACAUUGCUGAUUUGAUUAAGUUCAUGAAUUUGACUCACAAAGCUAAUAAACCAUUACGUUAACAGGAAUUGC